Molecule: messenger RNA, 2151 nt
Organism: Pezoporus flaviventris
Lineage: Eukaryota; Metazoa; Chordata; Aves; Psittaciformes; Psittacidae
Gene: USP14
Product: ubiquitin specific peptidase 14
Exons: 16
Coding region: 97-1575 (492 amino acids)
Biological process (GO): protein deubiquitination; proteasome-mediated ubiquitin-dependent protein catabolic process; regulation of proteasomal protein catabolic process
Molecular function (GO): proteasome binding; protein binding; cysteine-type deubiquitinase activity
Source: RefSeq, a predicted model, not a curated record
CGCCCUCCCUGCUAACGCUGCUGCCUGCCGCCCUUUCGCUUCCCCGCCGUCAACCGCGCCCUCCCAGGACACGGCGUGCCGCCCGCCCUCUCCGCCAUGCCGCUCUUCUCAGUUAAUGUGAAAUGGGGAAAAGAGAAAUUCGAUGGUGUGGAGCUUAACACUGAUGAACCUCCAAUGGUCUUCAAAGCCCAGUUGUUUGCACUGACUGGAGUUCAGCCAGCCAGACAGAAGGUUAUGGUUAAAGGAGGAACUCUGAAGGAUGAUGACUGGGGGAACCUAAAAAUAAAGAAUGGGAUGACCUUAUUAAUGAUGGGUUCUGCAGAUGCGCUUCCGGAAGAGCCAAUUGCUCGACCUGUCUUUGUAGAAGACAUGACAGAGGAGCAGUUGGCUUCAGCUAUGGAAUUACCAUGUGGAUUGACAAACCUUGGCAACACUUGCUACAUGAAUGCUACGGUUCAGUGUAUCCGCUCAGUGCCAGAAGUGAAAGAGGCCCUUAAAAGGUAUGGUGGUGCCUUAAGAGCUUCAGGAGAAAUGGCGUCUGCUCAGUACAUUACUGCAGCUCUUAGAGACUUGUUUGAUUCCAUGGAUAAAACUUCCUCCAGUAUCCCACCUAUCAUUCUCCUGCAGUUUUUACACAUGGCCUUCCCACAGUUUGCAGAGAAAGGCGAUCAAGGCCAGUACCUUCAACAGGAUGCCAAUGAGUGCUGGGUGCAGAUGAUGAGGGUACUACAGCAGAAGCUGGAAGGCAUAGAAGGUGAUACAGUUAUGGAGACAGACUCCGGAGCUACAGCAGCAUCUUCUAAAAAGAAGAGUUUAAUUGAUCAGUUCUUCAGCAUUGAAUUUGAAACAGCUAUGAAAUGUACAGAAGCUGAAGAAGAGGAAGUAACUAAAGGAAAGGAGAAUCUGCUUCAGCUCAGCUGCUUUAUUAAUCAAGAAGUCAAAUAUCUGUUUACAGGACUAAAAUUGCGUCUUCAAGAGGAAAUCACCAAACUGUCUCCAACACUGCAGAGAAAUGCACUGUAUAUCAAAUCUUCUAAAAUCAGUCGCUUGCCAGCCUACCUGACUAUUCAGAUGGUUAGAUUUUUUUACAAAGAGAAAGAAUCUGUGAAUGCCAAAGUUCUUAAGGAUGUUAAAUUCCCUCUUAUGUUGGAUGUGUAUGAGCUGUGUACACCAGACCUUCAGGAAAAAAUGGUUUCUUAUCGAUCAAAAUUCAAAGAUCUAGAAGACAAAAAAGUCAAUCAACAGCCAAAGAAUUCUAGUAAAAGCGAAGGUGCACAGAAAGAAGUUAAAUAUGAACCAUUUUCUUUUCCCGAUGAUAUUGGUUCUAAUAACUGCGGCUAUUACGACCUGCAGGCAGUGCUAACACAUCAAGGCAGAUCAAGUUCCUCUGGGCAUUAUGUGUCUUGGGUUAAAAGGAAACAAGAUGAAUGGAUUAAAUUUGAUGAUGACAAAGUCAGCAUUGUUACACCUGAAGAUAUUUUGAGGUUAUCCGGGGGUGGAGACUGGCAUAUAGCUUAUGUUCUACUCUACGGGCCUCGCAGAAUCGAAGUAGUUGAAGAUGAAGCUGACCAGUAGUCUUCAGUUUUAGCCAUUCUGCCUAGGUGUGAAAUAAAUGUUGAUAACUGAUCACUUCUUUAACCCCAGAGCUUUUAGCAAGUGGAUAAGUAAUCUGUUCAAACCUUCUCACAUGAAGAAGGGUAUGGGUUCAAAACUGCUCCAAGUACCAAUUUGCUGCCGCUGGACUGGACUGGGCUUGCCCCUGGGGUGGUGACAAUUUUUAAAAUAGCUUUAACAUCUUGCAGAAGAGAAACUUUUUAAAUGAGCCUCUUCUUCCCCCCUGCCCCUUCCUCUCUGAUGUCAUCAAGUAUUUAUUACACACCUACUCUCGCGUUUGUUACUCUUGCAUGGUUUCUGCCACAGUUCAGAAGUUGUCCAUCCUCUGCCUUACCUGGCAUGGUUGUUAGGAAGGUAGAAGAGCAACUGUUGCCUUGUUGUGUAACUCAGUGCUGCUGCCCAUAGCCAACAACCAUGGCUCCAAUCAAGUAUUGUCCAGCCUGACGUUCUGAUUCAGUCUGUUCUGUUGCUGGCACCUGAUGACUUCAAAAUCAAUUGUGAUCAAUGUGUCCUCCAUUAAAAAAAGUUCAUGUCUUA